GGUGCGCUCCGGCGCGGCGGAGAAAGGAGGGUCCCGCCCGGGCGGCGCCGCGGGCUCCGGUUGAUGCUGCGGGCCUGCCGCCGCCAUCCCGCUGCCCCCGGCGCUGCUCCUCGGCCGCCGCUCGCCAUGCUGGGAGAGAGUCCGGCCGCCGCCCGGCCGCUCCUGCGGGCGGGACCCCCGCUGGCGCUCUGCUACACCUCGGCCCUCCUGGUGCUCGCCCUCUCCGCGCUGCCCGCCGGCCGCGCCUCUCAUCCCUUGCCCGGCUCCGAGUGCCAGGGCGGCGGCAAGGGGAAAGGCAUCAACUGCUCAGAGUUAAAUGUAAGGGACUCUGACGUAAGAGUGUGUGAUGAGUCGUCAUGUAAAUAUGGAGGAGUGUGCAAGGAAGAGGGAGAUGGCUUGAAAUGUGCAUGUCAGUUCCAGUGUCACACGAACUAUAUUCCAGUUUGUGGAUCAAAUGGAGACACUUACCAAAAUGAAUGCUUCCUCAGGAGAGCUGCUUGCAAGCACCAGAAAGAGAUAACAAUGGUAUCAAGAGGACCGUGUUAUUCUGAUAAUGGCUCUGGGUCAGGAGAAGGAGAGUAUGAAGGAUCUGGGACAGAAGUUCAGAGAAAACACUCGAAAUGUGGAGUUUGCAAAUACAGGGCUGAGUGUGAUGAAGAUGCAGAGAAUGUCGGGUGUGUAUGUAACAUAGACUGCAGUGGAUACAGUUUUAAUCCUGUAUGUGCUUCUGAUGGAAGUUCCUAUAACAAUCCGUGCUUUGUCAGAGAGGCAUCAUGUCUGAGGCAAGAGCAGAUUGACAUCAGGCACCUUGGGCACUGCUCAGAAACAGAUGACACAAAUGCAGUUGGAAAGAAAGAUGAUGGCAUGCAGUAUCGGCCAGAAGUGAAAGAUGCCAGUGAUCAAAGAGAAGACAUUUACAUUGGAAACCAUAUACCUUGUUCAGAAAGCUUCAAUGGUUACUGUAUACAUGGAAAAUGUGAGUUCAUUUAUUCCACUCAGAAGGCUUCCUGCCGGUGUGAAUCAGGAUAUACUGGACAGCACUGUGAAAAGACAGACUUUAGUAUUCUUUACGUUGUCCCAAGCAGACAAAAGCUUACGCAUGUCCUUAUUGCAGCAAUAAUUGGAGCUGUACAGAUUGCCAUUAUAGUUGCAAUUGUCAUGUGCAUAACCAGAAAAUGCCCCAAAAAUAAUAGAGGACGUCGGCAGAAGCAAAACCUAGGCCAUUUUACUUCAGAUACAUCAUCCAGAAUGGUUUAA
Pyrgilauda ruficollis (rufous-necked snowfinch) is the source of this 1257-nucleotide messenger RNA. RefSeq names its product transmembrane protein with EGF like and two follistatin like domains 1 (gene TMEFF1). The transcript has 10 exons. Gene Ontology annotation, molecular function: protein binding. The coding region runs from base 64 to 1257 and encodes 397 amino acids. The record is from RefSeq and is a predicted model, not a curated record. NCBI's taxonomy places the organism in Eukaryota, Metazoa, Chordata, Aves, Passeriformes, Passeridae.